This is a messenger RNA of Acanthoscelides obtectus, 1923 nucleotides long. NCBI's taxonomy places the organism in Eukaryota, Metazoa, Arthropoda, Insecta, Coleoptera, Chrysomelidae. The record is from the annotation of a GenBank genome assembly.
AUGGGGCUGUACAAACACAACACUCGAUAUGAGAAUCAGAAAAUCAACAAGGAACCAUUUUUCGACAUUCUAAUUCGACCACCAUCUGUCAUAACUUUCGAGCAUUACAAAAGUGUGGCAGACAUGAACGCAAAAAUGCCAAACAGUAUAGUUCCUGAUGCAAAGAACUGUGACAAUAGUAAAGUGGUCUUCAAUAAUGGGAAAUGGAGCUCCUAUACUCCCCAACAACUGAAGAGGCCCAAAACUACAAAGCUAUCAUGUAUGAAAACAGUACAAAAUAAAAAAUAUAUUUCUGUUAACUAUCUACUAAUGGAAGAAAAGCUGAAUUUUGUGAAACUACAAAAAGAAAAAUUUAUCGAAGAACACAAUAAAAACAUGGAAAUAUAUCAAAAGAAGGUUCAGCUGUUAGAUUUACAGAUCAAUGCAUUGGAUAAUUGCAAAUCAGGCGGCACAUACUCACCAGGCGGAAUAUCAUACAACUCCUCAACCUUUUUAUGGUCCUGCGUAUUGCCUGUCGCUGCAUGGGCAUCACCUUUAUCCGAGGGGGAGGAGUUUACAUGUCGCUCCGCCACCUGUGGGCGUGGUUCCGGCGAGUCUGGCGAAUCAAUCGUGCUAACGGUGCUGUUUCCGUUCAUCUCGACGGCAGGAGUUGGGGAAGCGGCCGGCGAUUGGGCGGUGCUCAUCGGCGAAUCGGCCUUUGAUAGCGGCGGCGAUGGAGAGUCGUUAGAGGGCGCUGAGGGAAUAAAGUAUCAAAUCGCUUGUAAGUCGUUUUUAAAAACACGAUUCCGCGACGCGAUACCAUCAUUGGCGCAGCUAGCAGUAGGAUCAGAAGACUGGAUCAGAACUCAGCAGAGGACUUCCAGGCUGAUUUCAAUCACUAACUUCUGGAACCGACGAGACCAGGAAGAUCAAGAGAAGCCCAAGGACGAAGAUCGACGCCAGAGUGCUGUGUCUUCAAAGUCUGAAGACCAUAACUUUAUGCAAGAUUCUAAUUCGGCUCUAGAUACCAUUACAAACUUAUUAGAAAACAUGUCUCUUAAUAACAGUACAAUCACCGUUCCAAGCAUACACGCCGCAAAAGCUAUUGCAGAUUUUCUGCCAUAUUUCGAUGGUGAUACCCAACAACUGGAAUCAUUCAUCUUUAGAUGCGAAACAUUUUAUAAUACUUAUGGAAGAUUAAAAUUAAUUAAAUCAAGAGUUGAAGUUAAAAUCCAGACAGAUCCUUCACUCACCCCUGAUCAGAAAGUUUUACUUAUCAGCCAAAAUGAAUUGAAUGCACUAGACGUAUUGACCGCAAAUAAAUACUUCUGCAAACACGAAGACUUAUUAGAAGCAGAUCCAUGCCUAGUAGAAAUUAUCAAAAAUGGAAGAAACACUUGUCCCAUAACAAGAAUACAGCAAUCAAGAACUCUGGUACAGCAGAUAUCUUCAUCUAAAGUAAUCAUAUGUCCAAGAGAGCCCACUACAGUACAUUCGUCAUGUCCAGAAGACGGCCUGAUAGUUAUUUCUCAACCAAGUCUCAUAGAACUCCAGCGAUGCAGCUUAGAAAUCAAUCAACACAAGUUCUAUCCCUCAGAUCGCAUCGACCAUGAAACAAUUUUCCCAUUACCAGCUAUAAGCCUGACCAAUUUCAUGAAGCAGAACCUUGUUGAUGUAAUAAAAUUCAACUUGAAGACAAUCCAGAAUCUUCAAAUAUCCCAAGAACAAAUCAACGAACACAGUAUCCAGUUCCCAGAUCGUCCCAUAGAGAAGACAAAUCUAAUCAUAUUUUUACUUCUUCUAUCAACUUUCAUUGGUUACAUCAUUUACCAAAUUUUAAAGAAGCUAAGAGAAGCAAGACGACGUAGAGAAGAAGAAGCAGUUCCGGAUUCGCAAACUUUGGAUCCCCCGUUUGCUCAUCUUCGGCAGGGAGGAGUUAUAUAG